CUCAAAAGUCAAAACAAUCCACCAUACUGCCAACUCUCUCCUCGUAGCCCGCCGCCUGGCCUUUUUCUUGUUUGGGCACGUCAUUCACUGGCCCAAAAUCUCCCUGGGCCGUCUGGCCCUUUUUCUUUAACCAUUUAUCAAGUGGCUAAACUAGAGCUGUCUCCACCAGUUAAAAGCGGCAGUUACUUUCUUUCUUUCUUCAACCAGUUAACCAACAGUAAAUAUCCAAUACCUAGUUGCCAUAACCGUAUCAUUCCACCUCCUUUGUAACCGUACACCGUAUUCGUAUUUCGGUAUUUCCCCUCAACCCCACUUCCGAUCUCCAUCUCCACCCACCGAGAACUCGUAACUCGCCCGCCCUCACUCACUCACUCACUCACUCACCCUCUCUCCCCCCCUCUCUCUGUCUGAAGUGACCUGGAAAUGGAUUUGAAAGCCGCUAUUUUCAGGCCACUUUGAAGAAAGAGAAGCGCCAUCUCCAAAUCCUCCCCCCUUCCACUCGCCCACUCACUCCACAACUCGGCCGACUGCGACAUCCCCUCUCGCCCCCACCAUUCCAUUAUAGAACCACCGUAGCACCCGCGGCUCAUUGGAGCAGAGUUGGAUCGCUCCGUUCUCCUCUUUGGAUCCGGCGUAUUACUGUUGCUACUUCUCAAGUUGUCUCAGCCAGAUCCUCCCGGAUUCCUUCCCCCGAAAUCUAGCCGGUUCCUUCUGAUGGACUUGUGACUACUGCUGCGCUUGCUCGAGCUAUAGGUAAGUUGGGGAAUGCUGCGACUUGACUUUUCCCGAUUGCCUGCCUGUUUGGUUGCUGAAAUAGUGCGUGUUGUUUUAGAUUAUCCGAGACGGGUAUGCAGUUAGUUGUUAAAUGCGAGUGAGAUUCAGGUGAUUGUCAGUGGGUUUUGCCGUGAGCAUAUUCGUUUGGUCUGGGCGGGGUGAGAAUCAUGAAAUUUGAUUAGUUGUUGGGUCUUGCUGCUAAUAGAUCAGUUUCCGCUUAUGGAUUUGCGUCUUGAGAUUUGAGAAUGCGUUUCGGGUGUGUGGUUAGAUAAAAGAUGCCGUUUGGCGGAUUUCUCUGGAAUUACACUGUUCAUCAGUGUGAGUCGACCUCUUUAGAUGUCUUCCCUCACUCGAAUUUGUGUUCUGGAAUCUAAUGGAAUGAAUUUUGGUUUUUGAAAAGCGGAUUUCACUUGAUGAAUUUUGUCAAAAGUUUUGCUGGAUAGCUGUAUUUGGAACUGGCAUUGUGAUGAGUUUCCUAGUUUCUUGGGGCGCUCCCUUUAAACUUGUUCUUGGCGACCUGUGUCUUGCUAAGAAAUUAUCAACCUUUUGGAGGAUUAUAGUUUGUCUUAUUUUGCUUGUUGAAGCCUUCUCGUUCUAAGGGUGCUCAUUCCCAAUUGCUUAAUACAUCGUACCAAAUAUUUGUUUUAUGGAUUCAUUCCUUUCGUACAAUAAUAUUGGGGUUCAAGGCUUAUCUUGUUUCAGUCAAACUCCUUGAAAUUUUACCCACUGUGGGUGACAUUGUUCGGGGUAACUACUUCAAGCUCACUUUUCAUGUUGUAGUAGAUAAAUUCGCAUUGUUUUCCAUGCAUUCUUCUGUCUUUUGCUUGCUUUACGCAAGCUUCAGUUGGUCAGUCCUGUGUAUGAUUUCAAAUAUUUGGUCCUUACAGAGUGUAAUGGAUAUGGACGGAGUCCUGCUCAGCGAUGAUUUUGAGAUGACCCAUCAAAAUGGUGGCGGUGAUCACAAUGCUGUCUCUGGAGAGGAUGAUGUGUUCUCAAACAACAUGAAUGGAGCUAUGUUGGAUCACAGUGUUGAGGCCAUUGAAGGCUCUAAUGUGGUUGCUGAAGACCAUGACUUGGCUGUUACUAAGGAAGGAGGAGUGAAAGAUGCAGAUCAUUCAGAGAAAGCACCAUUGGUGCAGGUUCCAGGAAAGAGCAAGAAUGAGAAGCUUUCGAAUGCCAGAAAAGCAUCAGCGACUCAGCUGUCAAAGGGCAAGGAUUUCAAAGGUGUGGCACCCCCUACAGUUGCCAAAGGGACUGCGGCUCAGAAUUCACGGGCAAAAUUGUCUUCUAAGACUAAGUCUUUCAGCGAGAAGCAGGUCCCGGAGGUAAAGCAAUCCGGAAAAUCUGAAGCAGCAACAUCUGAAUCCCUCAUAAAAAAGACAACAUUGAAACCCUUGAAGAAAGCACCUAUUGCUGAAGCUGAUGGAGAUGGGCAAUCUUCCUCAAGUCCCACUGAAAGUGAUGGUAAACCUCGUAAGGCAGGGGCACUUCCAAAUUAUGGCUUUAGCUUCAAGUGUGACGAACGAGCGGAGAAAAGGAGGGAGUUCUAUACCAAACUUGAGGAAAAGAUCCAUGCAAAGGAAGAAGAAAAAAAUAACAUUCAAGCCAAGUCUAAGGAAAGCCAAGAAGCCGAGCUUAGGCAGCUGAGGAAGAGUUUGAACUUUAAGGCAACACCAAUGCCUACCUUCUAUCAGGAGCCUCCCCCAGCAAGGACAGAGUUGAAGAAGAUACCCACAACAAGGCCUAAAUCCCCAAAAUUAGGUAGAAGGAAGAGCUCAUCACCAGCAGAUGCUGAAGGAAAUAACACCGAGGCAAAUGGAUUAGCUUUAGGUCGUCUAAGUUUGGACGCUAAAGCCUCUCAGAAUGUUCCUACCCCAAAGGAAGUGGCACCUGCCAUUACAAAGAAGCCAGCCCGCAAGUCACUUCCCAGACUACCGUCUCAGAAGACCAAAUUGACAAAAAACAAUGGGAAAACUGGAGUCGUUGCCAAAGUAACAGACGACGAACCAAAAAUCACAAUCUCAUCCGAUAAGCAGCAAGUGAAUGAAGUCACCGGUCCGCCGAGAGCUAAGCUUAGUGAAAUCGAGCCAGAAGAAGAGCAAAAUAUGAUGGUAGCUGGAGGAGAACAACAAGCUCAAGUUUGUGUCUCAGAGGACUGAGAAAAAAACAGUGAGUUGGGAAAUGUGAAUCUCAGGUUAUCGACAUGGGGAGCCAAUGUGGGUAAAUAAAUGAACGAACGAAUGAAUGGAUCUCAGGGAAGACAGUGAAGCUCAAGUGAAGAUCUCUGCUUUCGGCGAGAUUGUGAGACGUCUGUCUUAUGUCCAUAGCACAGCGGUUGGUUACCUUAUUGUUGUGUGGCUUUUGCUUUCAUGGUUGCUGGUGUUCUAUCUCGUAAGGAUUCUGCACUGAACUUGAUGAUGUUGAUGUUCUUUGUUUUUCUUUCUUCUUGCAUAGUUCUUUUACCCUAAUUUAUCUCGCCAAGCAAUGCGUAAAGAAGAGGGAAGGGGAGGGGGGGAGAAGAACAGGCUUGCUUACUGAAUAUUUUUGAAAAUGUUUUGGGGAUCCUUAGGCUGCCAGAAGCUCUUUUAUUGGUCAUAUCAUAUGUUUGCAAUUCUGUUGGGAUACUUGGGACGCUGUAUUAUGUUCUCUUAUUUGUUCUUUGAACAUGUCUUCCUCUCUGUUCCCAUUUUGCUUGUAUUGUGACAACCUGUCUUCCCCACUUGGUAUGAUCAAUCAACGAUGCUUGGAAACUCAAUUCAGUAUCGUUUCGUGCUGGCACGACCUGUUGUCAAGUUGUACCUAUAGGUAUGGUGAUAAAACUCACCCGACCAAUUGGUCGGGCAAUGAGAUGCAACAGUUGCAUUCCAAUAGGUGGAAAAAAGAGGUCAUGAUAGA
Molecule: messenger RNA, 3669 nt
Organism: Linum trigynum
Lineage: Eukaryota; Viridiplantae; Streptophyta; Magnoliopsida; Malpighiales; Linaceae
Source: the annotation of a GenBank genome assembly